Molecule: messenger RNA, 2139 nt
Organism: Homalodisca vitripennis (glassy-winged sharpshooter)
Lineage: Eukaryota; Metazoa; Arthropoda; Insecta; Hemiptera; Cicadellidae
Product: replication factor C subunit 5-like
Exons: 9
Coding region: 242-1258 (338 amino acids)
Biological process (GO): DNA repair; DNA-templated DNA replication
Cellular component (GO): nucleus; DNA replication factor C complex
Molecular function (GO): ATP hydrolysis activity; ATP binding; DNA clamp loader activity
Source: RefSeq, a predicted model, not a curated record
GAAACAGACAAUCUCAGAAGCCGAGUUCAGUAACAAGAACAGUUUAGUUUUAGGGUUAUGCUUAUGUUAGCGAUCAGAGUAAUCCCUAAGAAAAUGCAUUCUGUUAAAUGAAAAAAAACUUUUUAUACUAUUUUACCUGUGUUUAUAAAUUAAUUUGUGUUGUAUAAGUUGUUCGUUUUCCUAAAAUAAAAAAAAAUUGUAUUUUAUAGAAUUGUUCACAUUCCAUUGGGUUUCUUGAAAAAUGUCACAAACAUCGAAAAAGGACCAGAAAGUGAAUUUGCCAUGGGUCGAGAAAUAUCGUCCCAGUACACUAGAAGAUUUAAUAUCACAUGAAGACAUCAUACGAACGAUAAACCACUUCAUCAAAGAGGACCAAUUGCCGCAUCUACUGUUCUACGGUCCACCCGGAACCGGCAAGACCAGCACCAUACUUGCUUGUGCAAAACAGCUCUACUCGCCAAACCAGUUCAGCUCCAUGGUCUUGGAGCUAAACGCGUCUGAUGACAGAGGUAUUGGAAUUGUUCGGGGACAGAUACUCAACUUUGCUAGCACUCGCACGAUCUUCAAGUCUGGAUUCAAGCUGAUCAUUCUGGAUGAAGCUGACGCGAUGACAAAUGAUGCCCAAAACGCCUUGAGGAGAAUCAUAGAGAAGUUCACGGAUAAUGUGCGGUUCUGUUUGAUCUGCAACUACCUCAGCAAAAUCAUUCCGGCGUUGCAGUCUCGAUGUACUCGGUUCCGGUUUGGUCCACUCGCUACCGAGCAGAUCCUCCCCCGACUAGACUACGUUGUGGAACAAGAGAAUGUUAAAAUAACAGAUGAUGGAAAGAAAGCAUUAGUGGAUUUGGCCCAAGGAGACAUGAGAAAGGUACUGAACAUUCUACAGAGUGCAGCAACGGCUUUCUCCGAGGUCAAUGAAGUGACGGUCUACACCUGCGUGGGUCACCCACUCAAGUCUGACAUCAUGGACAUUGUCAGAUGGCUCCUCAACCUAGACUUUUCCACCACCUACAAAAAUAUCCAGAACUUGAAAGUAGUGAAAGGUAUUGCCCUUCAAGAUAUAUUGUCAGAAGUUCAUCUUUUCUUACAUAGAGUUGAAUUACCGUCGGAAGUUCUGACCGAGCUGCUGAUCAAGCUGGCAGACAUAGAGUACAGACUGACUUCUGGGACGCCAGAGAACCUCCAGCUGAGUGCUUUAGUUGGCGCGUUUCAUCUUGCACGGACUCGUAUAGAAUUGACAGAGGACAUCGCUACUUAUUGAACCUUCACAGAAAACAAUUCUUCUUAUUUAUUUUGAAAGAAACUAAAAAAAAAAAAAUGUAAUUUAUCCAAAGUUAAACUGUGGAUUAAUUUAUUUUGUUUUUCGUCUACUGCAUUAUUGGAAUAUUGAUUACUCUGAGUACUUAUCUGAUCGUAUUCCACAUCAAUUUUUCUGUUUUUUUGACAUUUAUUAAACCUAUGUUUUCAGCAUUGUUGAUGAUCAGCGUCUUUAACAGUGAAGAAGAAAGUCAAUUUAAUUUGUAUUUGGGAAUAGUUAUUUUUCGUAGAAUAUUCCGUUUGUGAGUCAAAAUCAACAUUAAGAAGGCCAAUUGAGGAUUCAUUAUUUACUAAAACUUCCUAGUGGAUCAAACAGAACAACGUAUGAAGUCUUUACAUUAUAGAAAUAGCUUGACUGUAUAAAAACAGUUAGAUGGUUUUGUCUGAUUUUACGUUCUACCCACAAGAAAGAGAAGGAAGGUGUAAGUGAGAUUGUAAAAUUAUUGCUUCAGUUGAUCUAGUUUGUGUAUUACUACGUUCCAAAGUACUAAAACAAAUCUUGUAAUCAUCGAUAGAAAUAAAUGUAAGGUAGAUCUUUGUAAUAGCAAGAACUAAUUUGAAAAAAACAAGGCUGGAAAACCUAACUGUAAAAUAUUCUAAAUACUAUGCAUAUAAAUUAGAAUAUGUUAGAAUCAUGUGAGGAAAGAAAAUAGGCCUUAAAAUACUGUAUAGUGAAAUUAAAUACAUGAAUUUAUAGCAAAAUGUUUAAAAUUGCCUUUAAAAAAAUAAUGGAAUUUUAUAGUACGCUAAUCUGAGUGAUGUUACUUCCCACAAUGCAUUACAGUCAAUAUUUUUGUACGAUUAUCAAUAAAAACAUACAAAAGA